Molecule: messenger RNA, 3422 nt
Organism: Microcebus murinus (gray mouse lemur)
Lineage: Eukaryota; Metazoa; Chordata; Mammalia; Primates; Cheirogaleidae
Gene: GPR137B
Product: G protein-coupled receptor 137B
Biological process (GO): positive regulation of TORC1 signaling; negative regulation of osteoclast differentiation; regulation of autophagy
Cellular component (GO): lysosomal membrane
Source: RefSeq, a predicted model, not a curated record
CGGGCGGGGGCGCGCGGGGCGGCGCGGCGUGCCAUCGCAGGACAAAGCCGCCGUGAUCACUGUGGUGCCGGGGGAGGAAGUGCGGCUUGUUUUCUUCGCUCCAGUCUCCCGGCUGCGGGCGGAGCGCGAUGUGCGGAGACCCCCGCGGGGGCGGCGGCGGCCGCGAGCCCCGAUGAGGCCGGAGCGCGCCCGGCCGCGCGGCAGCGCCCCCGGCCCGAUGGAGGCCCCGCCGUGGGCCCCGGCCCGCAAUGACUCCCUGCAGCCCACGCUGACCCCGGCCGUGCCCCCCUACGUGAAGCUCGGCCUCACGGUCGUCUACACCGUGUUCUACGCGCUGCUCUUCGUGUUCAUCUACGUGCAGCUCUGGCUGGUGCUGCGCUACCGCCACAAGCGCCUCAGCUACCAGAGCGUCUUCCUCUUCCUCUGCCUCUUCUGGGCCUCCCUGCGCACCGUCCUCUUUUCCUUCUACUUCAAAGACUUCGUGGCGGCCAACUCGCUCAGCCCCUUCGUCUUCUGGCUGCUCUACUGCUUCCCGGUGUGCCUGCAGUUCUUCACGCUCACGCUCAUGAACCUGUACUUCACGCAGGUGAUUUUCAAAGCCAAGUCAAAAUAUUCUCCAGAAUUACUCAAAUACCGGUUGCCCCUCUACCUGGCCUCGCUCUUCAUCAGCCUCGUUUUCCUGUUGGUGAAUUUAACCUGUGCCGUGCUGGUGAAGACGGGGAAUUGGGAGAGGAAAGUCAUCGUCUCCGUGCGAGUGGCCAUAAACGACACGCUCUUCGUGCUGUGCGCCGUCUCUCUCUCCAUCUGUCUCUACAAAAUCUCCAAGAUGUCCUUGGCCAACAUCUACUUGGAGUCUAAGGGCUCCUCCGUGUGUCAAGUGACCGCCAUCGGUGUCACCGUGAUACUGCUUUACACCUCUCGUGCCUGCUACAACCUGUUCAUCUUAUCAUUCUCUCAGAACAAGAACGUCCAUUCCUUUGAUUACGACUGGUACAAUGUGUCAGACCAGGCAGACUUGAAGAAUCAGCUGGGGGAUGCCGGCUACGUGCUGUUUGGAGUGGUGCUUUUUGUUUGGGAACUCUUACCUACCACCUUAGUAGUGUACUUCUUCCGAGUUAGAAACCCCGCAAAGGACCUCACCAACCCUGGAAUGGUUCCCAGCCAUGGAUUCAGUCCCAGAUCUUAUUUCUUUGACAACCCUCGAAGAUAUGACAGUGAUGACGACCUUGCCUGGAAUAUUGCCCCUCAAGGACUUCAGGGAAGUUUUGCUCCGGACUACUAUGAUUGGGGACAAGAAACCAACAGCUUCCUGGCACAAGCGGGAACUUUGCAACAAGACUCAACUUUGGAUCCUGACAAACCAAGCCAUGGGUCACUCAGAUCCUGAGCUCCACAUUGGUGACUCCUAACAUCUAGAGAGCUAAUUGCAACUCGAAUGUUGAAAGUUAAAAUGAAAAGGAAUAUCAACAGACUGUGAGGUAACUGGCUCUUUAGAGUGUUUUAAGGUCCAGAUGGUGCCUCAAAGAAUCUCUAAGUUGUGCCAAAAGUCUGGGACUUCCUUUCAGUAGGGCACUAAUGUGUACAAUUCAAUGAUAACAAAUUAAUGAUGUUAAAAAUGUAGGUGACUUAUACUAUUAAACCUCCUCUGCUAUAUUCAGAGAUUUUGCAUAGUUCUUUCAGCCCAGUGAAAUCUAAUAUCCAUUACCUCAGGAGUACAGCAAGACUAUACCUUUCCCAACUUGAUGAACAUUCAUUGUAGUCAAGGAGAAAAAAAGAUUCUAAAGCGGGCAUUAAUAAUGUCCUAAGCCCUUGAGCUAAGACUGUGGAAUCCUAAUAAUGUCCUUUAUUUUUAAAUAGCUUUAUAAACAGCCUUUUGGAAACUGCACAUUUAAAAUAUUGCAAUAUGACACACCUGUCUCUUAGCCAUGUAAAGGGCAUGUUCCACACAAUUGCUUAUAAGUCAUAAGUUUCAUGUUAUGAAAUCCUACCUCCCCGACCAGAAGUGCCAUUCUAAAACCUCCACUAUAUACAUUCUGGAGCCAUAAAACUGCCUGUCGGGUGGUCAAAUGCUCCGGUUUUCUACAAAGCAGAGAUAAGGUUCUAAAGGAAGUAUCUUUCUGCUCUGCCUAGGAAAUCUCACCUCGAGACAGAGGGAAGGGCAAAUGAAAAGGAACAUACAUUAAUAAGUCCUGCCUACAUGAUACAACUCAUUUCAGAUGACUCUUACCAUUUUUCUUCAGGAAUAAUUGCUCUCUGGGCAUUGAUUUCACAGAGAUCAAGUCUGCUUCUAUUUUGGUGGUAUUUAAAAUUAGGAUCUCAGGUUUCACAUGGGUCAUGAUUGGGUAUUUUCAUUUUUAUAGAAUAUCUUUAGCCUGCAUAAUCCCACAUAAUAACAGUCUUGCCUUUCAGUAUGUGGGUAAAUUUGGGUCACGUACCAUAUAAAAUAGUUACUUGUCAGGGAAAAUUCUACACCGAAGCAAACCCUGCACUGUUGUUCAGAUUGCCUUAAAAUAAUAUAAGUUAUUCUGAAUAACUUUAAGAAACCCUAUUGGGAUCACACUGUCUUUAUCACUAAUUCUUGGAAGAAUUUAAAGGCUGACUCAGCAUAUGCUUAAAACUCCUUCUAUAUUAGAUCAGUUAAGGGCAGAUAUAUUUUAAAAAAUACAAUGAGAAGAAUCACUAAAAUCAUUGAUUAUAAUCAUAUGUAAACAUAAUUGUUACUGGAAGAAAAAUUGAAAUGCUCAGCAUUAACUGAUAAAAGUCGUAGUCUACUUUCUGGUGAAGUUACUAAUAUUUAUUUAAACUAUUUUUUGUUGUAAAGGAUAAAAAUGUUCUAAGUAUCUAUUUUUUCUUCCCCCUUUUAAAAAAGUAAUGCUAAACCUUUAGGAGUGUUGUAAACACAGAAAUAUUAAAAAUUAUGAUUGAUUUUUUAUCAAACUAUCUUUCUCUCAUAGUAAAUGAUCAUGUAUACCCUGUGAAAUAUUGCAGGAAUGGCAAGGGAAGGAGAAUUAAAAUUGCCUUUACCUUCCUAAUUUACUUGUUCUGCUAGGUACACUAAAAAAAAAUGCUUAUGGGGAAUACUAAAUGCAAAGAGAAGAAAAGGAAUGUUGAUUACUUGUUCUAAAAUAUCCAAAUGUCCUCUUGUUUUAAAGCAACACAAUGAUGUUAAAACUUUGAUAGUUUGAAAGAGUAUAUAGGGAAAAGACAUCACUGAAAAUUUUGUAUCAUUUCUCUAAGUCUGAUGCAACACUAAAAGGCUGCAUGUGAAUGUUUGUAAGUUCUGGAAAUAAUUUCUGUGUCCACCUCUGCAGCUAAGAAUUCCAACUGAUUUGUAUGGAUAUCUUUCAUUGGCUCUUUUUCCCUUUUACAAUUAACCUGUUUGAUUGAGCUGAUGAUUAAAACAUCUGGAAUGUGUUACAAGA